Schistocerca nitens (vagrant locust) is the source of this 1413-nucleotide messenger RNA. RefSeq names its product serine/threonine-protein kinase 16. Gene Ontology annotation, molecular function: protein serine/threonine kinase activity; ATP binding. Gene Ontology annotation, cellular component: cytoplasm; Golgi apparatus. Gene Ontology annotation, biological process: protein phosphorylation. Bases 96 to 1121 code for a protein of 341 amino acids. The record is from RefSeq and is a predicted model, not a curated record. NCBI's taxonomy places the organism in Eukaryota, Metazoa, Arthropoda, Insecta, Orthoptera, Acrididae. The transcript has 7 exons.
ACAUGUGACGUAGUGUGUUUACAUCACGUUACUGAUAAAUGUGUAAUUACUUUACAAUAUGUGUAAUUUUUACAAAUAAUUUAAAUCUUUUAUGAAUGUGUGGUAAAAAUGGGUUGUGCUUGUUCAAGAACGAAAAUUGCCGUGGGUGGAAAGACGUACACUGUCCAAGAACAUUUGGCAGACGGCCACACGGAGUGGCCGCGUGGUUUGAGGCGCCAUGUCACGGAUUGCGCGGCCUCUCCCACCGGAUGUUCAAGUCCUCCCUCGGGCAUGGUGGGUUUAGUUCAAUUUAUCUUGUCCAAGACAGUAAAUCACACAGAUUGUGUGUUUUGAAGAAAAUUGUCUGCCAUGCAAAAGAAGAUCAAAUGAAAGCUUUGCAGGAGGUUGCAUAUUAUGGACUCAUUAAGCAUCCAAAUGUUAUUGAAUGUUUAGAUUCUGGUGUGUCUGGUGAAGCUGAUGCUUUUUCUAAUUAUACCAGUGAAGUUUACAUUUUACUACCAUAUUAUAAGAGAGGAACUCUGGCAGAUGAACUUUUGCGGCGAAGUAGAAAUUGUGAUCAUCUUCCAGCCAUGGAUGUUCUAACAAUGUUCCUGCAAAUUUGUGAAGGUGUCAAGGCAUUCCAUGAAGCAUUGCCAGAGCCUUUAGCUCAUCGGGACCUGAAGACUGCCAACAUACUUAUUGGAGAAGGCAACAGACCUAUUAUUAUGGAUUUAGGUUCCAUGAGCACAGCCCGAAUUAAAAUAUGUGGAAGUUCAGAAGCCCAGAAACUUCAGGACACUGCCGGGGAAAUGUGCUCCAUGCCGUAUCGGGCACCAGAACUUUUCAAUGUUGAGAGCUAUUGUAUGGUGGAUGAGCGCACAGAUAUAUGGUCCUUGGGAUGUGUGCUGUAUGCCAUGUGCUUUUUCAAAUCACCAUUUGAUGUUGUUUAUGAACGUGGAGAUAGUGUGGCAUUAGCGGUGAUAAGUGGUACAGUGUCAUUUCCAGACGGUUCUCCUUAUGAUCAGGAUCUGCAUGACCUGAUUCUGUACAUGCUGAAAGUGAAUCCCAUGGAACGCCCGUAUAUCUAUAGUGUUAUUGAAAAAACACAUGAUGUCAUUUCAAAACUGCAGUGUGUCGCAUAAGAGCUUGUCCAGUAUGUGCAUGGAAGCACAUAUAAAACUGUAAUGCAUUUACUGUGAUACUUAUUUGUGCAAAAGAUGUACAUAUGAGAAUGUGAUGAUAAAAGCACACUCUUUGAGUGUGUGAGUUGACAUACUACAAGCAACAACUCACUCUGAGUUAUUGUUUUUAUAUUUGGUGUAAUUUGUCCAGAGAGUGAAGACUACUGUUUUAGAUAUUUUAAUAUUAUAGAACUCAAUUUAAGUAUUUCAUAUGAAGUAUAGCUCUUUGUUCAAAUUUUUGUGACAGUGAAGU